Molecule: messenger RNA, 2574 nt
Organism: Dreissena polymorpha
Lineage: Eukaryota; Metazoa; Mollusca; Bivalvia; Myida; Dreissenidae
Product: zinc finger and BTB domain-containing protein 14-like
Exons: 7
Coding region: 81-1865 (594 amino acids)
Biological process (GO): regulation of transcription by RNA polymerase II
Molecular function (GO): RNA polymerase II cis-regulatory region sequence-specific DNA binding; DNA-binding transcription factor activity, RNA polymerase II-specific; protein binding
Source: RefSeq, a predicted model, not a curated record
UAUAAAAACAGCUCCCAGAUAAUUUCCGGGGAAAAUGAGAAUUUCCUGAUUUUGCGGAAAAGACGUUUCAAAAUGGAUGAAUGUUUUGGUGGCUGAAAGGAGCAGUAGCAGUAACAGCAGCAGCAACAAUGGCUACCAGUGCUCCACUGUCUCUGCGUUACCAUAGUGACCAACUGAACAACAAGGUCGUGUCAAUGCUACGCGAGUUCUACCUGACAGGGGAGUUCUGUGACGUGGUGCUGCACGUAGGAAGUCUUGCCAUACACGCUCACAGGACUGUCCUAGCAGCAUUCAGCCCAUACUUCAGAGACCUUUUCCAUCAGCCAUCCAACAAGCACAAGACAGACAUCACCCUCGGCAACCAUCUCCGUGACGAGUCCGUACGCCAGCUCGUUGACUUCUGCUACUCUAGCAACAUCACCGUGGAUACACAGUCCGCAGACAAGAUCCUCAUGGCGGCCAACUUCCUGCAGAUCAAGGAGAUAGAGAAGCUCUGCAUUACGUUCCUUGCUGCACAACAGGCUCUCAGAUCUGAGGCAAUUCAACAGCAGAUGCCACAGACAGUGUUUGUCCCCACGACAACCAGCACCCUGUCUCCCACGCAAAACAAGCCUCGUAGUGACAGUCGAGAGCUGGUGUGUGCUGACACUUCAGGUAUCGGCAGCAGUAACAACAGCCCUCGCCAGUCUUCCCGGCCCAGUUCUGUGCCCAGCGGGAAUGGAUCUGUCAUAGUGCAGCCCCUAGAGGACCAGGAGAUGGAAGUUAUCAAUGUAAAGAAGGAACACCAAGAGGAUUCUCCUAAUGGUAUGAUUUUUUAUCAUCCAGUGUUUCCCCUGAGCAGCAGUUACACCUGGGGUCGCUCGGGUACACCUUAUGACACAUUUCGAUCUGGCAUGCCAGCGUUCCCAGGUUUUUUGUUUCCGCCCCUGCCCAGUGCCUUCCCCCUUCCUGUAACAUCAGCAGUCCAGCAUCAACUGCUUAUGAAAGCCUUGGCCAAUCAAACCCCAACUCUACAUCACGCUGGGGAUUCACUUCUCGAGACAGGGGAAAUCUCUUCAGGUAAAUACGCAAUUGCCGCUCAGGUGAAAGAUUCAGACAAUACGGGCAACCUGUCAGACCCAGAAGAUAACAGCCAGCCAAUUGCCCUCCAAUGUCACGUCUGCCUUAAACAGUUUGAGACGAGCACCGGCUUGAAGGAUCACGUCCUCUUGGAACACAAAGACUUAACGUCGCCGAUUCUCUCACCACCGUACAAGAUGUUGUCUCCGGGACAAAAGCUGGAGAAUCCUCAUAGUCAGGCCAGUUCCCAACAAGAUAGCCCGCGGGAGCGCAAAGAUAGCGGCGAAACUUACGGCGGAAAUAACAUGUGCGGAACUUGCGGGAAGUCUUUCCGGGAUCCUCAGUCACUGAAGUUCCAUCGCUACAAUCACGUGUUGCGUUACCAGUGUAACUUCUGUGGAAAGCGUUUCUCUCGCAGUUGGAACCUGCACCGGCAUCGCAAGACGCACUAUCGCCAGCUGCACGACUCUGCUGGAGUGGGUGGAGACGAGGUGAAUGUGAUCGAUGUCGACUCAGACCACGGGAACGGAAAUAAUGGAAAUCAAACCACGCCUACCUAUGAAAUUGAUAAAGAUCUGAUUGUACCUUCGCCGUACGUUGAUUACAGGAACCACAGACACAAUAUUAUGCCUUUCGCCUUUGAUUUGAGCAAAUCUGGCCCUUCCAGUACGUACGUCAUGGCGGAGCAUAAGCAAGGAAGUGCUAGAGAAGACAAUAAAGAGGAAGGGGAACGAAGUAUUGAGAUUGAACAAAACAGGAGAAAUAACCCUCGUCCUAUGGAUGAUGAUUCUGAUAAAAGUGAUUAAUUGCAUCUUGGCCCUAGAGUAGAAGUAUUUGUUACAAAAUUAGAGAUCGUAGUUUAAAGUUAACCAAAUUUUUCAAAGAAAUAUUUUGGUAAUUAUUAGCUUUUUACUGUGUAAGUAAGAACAGUAUUAAUAGUUAGUUGAUAGUCCAUUGAAUCGAUAGAAGCAAGUAUGGAGAAGAUAACAAUUACAUUAAAACUAGGGCACCAUGGCAGAGGCAGAUACCAAUGUAUGGAAAACCGUUCACCCUCAUUCUUGUGAUCUGUGAGCAAGUUAGUUUGGUAAAUGGAAGGAACAUGACUAUAUAGUGCUACUAUUUUACUUUAUCAGUAAGUAUAGGGCAUUAUUGAUAGGAGAUUGAUUAUAAUGUGCUACUCUUUUACUUUAUCAGUUAAAAGUGCUACUAUUUUACUUUAUCAGUUAAUAUAGAUAAUUUAUUUAGUUAUCAUUAUGUUUAGAGCUUUCGUUGGAAAUGAAGUUAAAUAAGUUGUUUCACAUUUAGAAAAUAAUGGCUUACAUUAGAAAAUAAGUCCAUAAGCAAAUAAACCAAGAAAGAAACCACAAUGGUGUGAUCAAGGCAUAUUCAGGCAAAUUUUACCCAGAAAUUAUUGGUUACCAAUAUCAGAUUACAUCCCUAAAUGUGGAUAUAUAUAUCCUUAUAAAUAUGAGUCUUGUUCUGUGAAAAUUGGGCAUAAUGCAUGUACGUAAAGUG